Molecule: messenger RNA, 6702 nt
Organism: Ricinus communis (castor bean)
Lineage: Eukaryota; Viridiplantae; Streptophyta; Magnoliopsida; Malpighiales; Euphorbiaceae
Product: E3 ubiquitin-protein ligase listerin
Exons: 16
Coding region: 208-5946 (1912 amino acids)
Biological process (GO): ribosome-associated ubiquitin-dependent protein catabolic process; rescue of stalled cytosolic ribosome
Cellular component (GO): cytosol; RQC complex
Molecular function (GO): zinc ion binding; ribosomal large subunit binding; ubiquitin protein ligase activity
Source: RefSeq, a predicted model, not a curated record
AAAAAAAUAAAGAAAGCGUGUUUCUUAAAAGUUCCCUAUUUAAACCUAGACUUAAUAUCACCGUGUAAUGGACGGAGUUCUGGUUUAAACCGUAUAACAGAAAGCAGCGUUUCGGGUAAAAGGUUGAACAACUACUGUUUUGGACUCACGGUGAGCUUCCACAAAUAACAGAAUACAUUACAACUUUCAAUCGUUCUAACCACCGCCAUGGGCAGACAGAAAGGAGAAUCCGGCAGGACCAAGUCCCGUCCUUCAAGCAGCAGUCUUGCCGCGUCGCUGUUGCCAUCGGGUUCUGCUGCCGCUGUCGGAUUUGGCGGCUAUGUUGGUAGCUCUCGUCUCGAUACUACCGAAGAAUCAACCUCCUUUUUGGAUAUAGAUAGUGAAGUGGCACUGCACUUGAAAAGACUGGCCCGGAAGGAUCCUACUACCAAGCUUAAAGCUCUGCAAUCUCUGUCUCUCCUGUUCAAGAAAAAGUCUGGAAAGGACUUGGUGCUAAUUGUUCCACAAUGGGCAUUUGAGUACAAGAAGCUGUUGUUGGAUUACAAUAGAGAAGUCCGGCGAGCCACUCAUGAAACCAUGAACAGCCUUGUUGUUGCCGUAGGAAGAGAUUUAGCUCCACAUUUGAAGUCAUUGAUGGGACCAUGGUGGUUUUCUCAAUUUGAUCCUGUUUCUGAAGUCUCUCUGGCUGCAAAGUGCUCACUACAGGCAGCCUUUCCAGCACAAGAAAAAAGAUUAGAUGCUUUAAUUUUAUGCACAACUGAAGUAUUUAUGUAUUUGGAGGAAAACUUGAAGCUCACACCGCAAAGCAUGUCAGAUAAAGCAAUUGCUUUAGAUGAAUUGGAGGACAUGCACCAGCAGGUGAUAUCUUCAUCGUUAUUGGCAUUGGCCACCCUUCUUGAUGUUUUGGUUUGUGUGCAAUCUGAACGACCUGGUUUUGAAAAUGUAGCUGCCGAAUUAAAAUAUGCUUCAAAGGCUAGAGCGACUGCUAUCUCUUUUGCUGAAAAAUUAUUAUCUGCACACAAAUAUUUUUUGGACUUUAUGAAGUCCCAUAGCCCUGUAAUCCGGUCAGCUACAUAUUCAGCAUUAAAGAGUUUUAUGAAAAAUAUUCCUCAUGCUUUUAAUGAAGGAAAUAUGAAAGUUCUUGCUGCUGCAAUACUUGGUGCUUUUCAGGAAAAGGAUCCUACUUGUCACUCGUCAAUGUGGGAUGCAUUUUUGCUAUUUUCUAAAAGGUUCCCUGAAAGUUGGACUUUGGUAAAUAUACAGAAAAUUGUGUUAAACCGCUUUUGGCAUUUUCUUAGGAAUGGAUGCUUUGGAUCUCAGCAGGUCUCUUAUCCAGCUCUGGUUCUAUUUUUGGGCACUGUGCCUCCCAAAUUAAUAGCGGGAGAGAAGUUUUUUCUUGAUUUUUUCCAUAAUCUAUGGGAUGGAAGGACCUCAUCCCAUUCAACAAUUGCUGAUGUUCUAAAAUUUUUCAGUGCAUUUAAAGAAUGUUUCCUUUGGGGAUUGCAGAAUGCUUCAAGAUACUGUGAAAAUCCUGAUUCUGUACAUCAAUUUAGAGUUACUAUUGUUAGCAAUAUCCUGAUAAAGCUUCUGUGGCAAGAAUACCUAUUUUUUGCUGGCUCAAAUAAUCAGAAUGAAGCACCCAUAGGAACAUCUGAAGAUCCUCCUAAGCAUGCUGGUGCAAUUUCCCUCCAGAAGAUAGUGGAGUCGCGAAAUAUCAAAUAUCCUAUGAGUUAUUGUCAAGAAUUGGGAAAAUGUAUUGUAGAAAUUCUUUCCGGCAUUUAUUUGAUGGAGCAUGAUCUACUCUCUCCUUUUUGUGUGGCAAUUCAAGAGAAUUGCUUUGAGAUAUUUCUGCAAAAUGAGAACAUAGGAAGAAAUACUGAAACUGUGGAACAAGUCAUUAAAUUUUUCUCAUUACUGGGACAACAUUCAGUGCAGAAAGGUGAAACUUGGCCCUUGGUUUGCUUAGUGGGACCAUUGUUGGCGAAGUCUUUCCCAUUGAUAAGAUCUAUUGACACAACAGAUGGUUUGAGACUUCUGUCAGUUGCAGUUUCUUUAUUUGGACCGCGCAAGAUAGUCCGGGAACUUUUUUUGGGCAAUGAAGGAAGCCAGUGCUCCUCUUCCCUUUAUGAUGAUAGGGACAAAGAAUUAGAGCCAGAGUAUUUUAUGCAAGUCUUCAGAGAAACAUUUAUCCUGUGGUGUUUGGCUGGAUGUAAUUCCUCUAGUAGUGCUCGACUUGAUCUUUUGCUUGCAUUACUGAAUGAUGAAUCUUUUCCUGAACAGUGGAGUGCAGUUAUUUCUUAUGCAAUUAGUCAAGGUGGUACUAGAACUGAGCCUGUGUCCCUAGAAUCAAACUACUUACCUCUGUUGGCAAUGUUAUUAGAGAAAGCAAGAGUUGAAAUUGCAAAGAGAAAAGUGAGAGACGAUUCGCAUCAUCCGCACUGGUUGAACCUAGGCGACUGGCAUCAUGAGCUUCUUGAAUCAGCUGUAGUUGCUGUAGCCCGUUCCUGUUUUACCUAUAGAGCUUCAGCUGCUCAGUUUGUGUGUGCUGUUCUUGGUGGCUCAGUAGGAGGCAAUCAAAUCUCCUUUGUAUCCAGAAAUUCAUUAAUCUUGGUAUAUAAAGAGGUUUCCAAAAGGUUGCUUGCUUUGAUUUGCGAGUCCCCUUUCAGUUCAAUUAGGGAUUUUGGCAUUCUUUUAACUCCCGGAGCUAAUAAUUUUGGGGUGGAUGAUAAAAACUCUAUGGAUGUGAUUAAGAUAGCUCAGUUUGCAUUAGAUAUACUUGUGGGUAGUUUGUAUUGCUUAAAAACACUUAGUGAGGAAGUUGAGCUAGUAUCAGGUAUUUUGGCUUCAGUGUUUAUCAUUAACUGGGAACAAAGCAUUGAAGCAACAAUGGAUGAUGCACUUGAUGAUGACUCAAAGAAGAAAGAUAAGGGCUGGUCAGAGUUUAAUGAAUCUUUGCAUGGUUUUUACAAUAAGAUAAGUGAUGAAUUUUGGAAAGGCCUCAGCAUCAGCAUUUUGAAGAGAUUGGGGAGUGUCUUAGUUCAGUUUAUUAGGUCUAUCAUUUUCAAGGAAGGAAACCUUAAUGAAAAUAGAAUCACUUCUUUGUGCUGUGAAUGGAUGCUUGAAGUUCUUGCAUGUCUCUGCCAUAACCAAGACGAGGAACAAAAUCUAUUAAACCAGCUCUUCAGGAAGGAUGAUACUUGGCCAUCAUGGAUUACUCCAGACUUUGGUGCACCUGUGCAGGCAGCUUCUUUAAAUGCUGUCGAUGUCUACAUUGAUAUCCAUGCAUCUGGGACUCAGAAAUUUGUUUCUUUCAUUGAGAAGCUUAUGUUCAAGAUAGGGAUCAGUAGAGUUUUUGUUGGUCAUGUGGAUCAGAUGCUUACCUCUUCUCUGAAUGAAACAGCAAAUGAAGAGCACACUGCUCGAGCCUGGCUUGCUGCUGAAAUAUUAUGCGUGUGGAAAUGGCCAGGAGGAAGUCCUACAGCUUCUUUCUUGCCCCUUCUGAGUGCAUCUGCAAAGAAUUGGAAUUAUUUUGUCCAUGAAAGUUUGUUUGAUUCUAUCUUCAACAUCUUACUUGAUGGUGCUCUUGUUCAUGCAGAAGGUCAGGCAGACUUCUCAUUCAAUUCAUGGCCUGCUGUAGGUGAUGAAUUAAACAAAAUUGAAGAACCAUUUCUGAGAGCUCUUUUGUCAUUGCUUAUCACUCUCUUCAAAGAUGAUAUAUGGAGAGGAGACAAAGCUAAAAGAGUUUUUGAGUUGCUUGUAAAUAAACUUUUUAUAGAUGAAGCAAUAAACCAAAAUUGUUUGAAGAUUCUUCCUCCAAUUGUCGGUGUUCUUAUGCAACCAUUAUGUUGGAGAAGUGUUAUACCUAGCGAACCUAGUGGGGAUAUACUUCAUAAUUCAGAGGAAAAUUGGAUGCAGGAUACUGUUAGAGAUUGGCUCCAAAGGGUUCUGGCAUUCCCACCUUUAGUUGCAUGGCAAGCAGGAGAAGGUAUGGAGGAAUGGUUUCAGCUGGUUAUUGCUUGUUAUCCUUUAAGAGCAAUGGGCAAUACUAAAUCACUGAAGCUAGAGAGAAACAUAAGCCUUGAAGAGAAAACACUCAUAUUUGAUUUAUUCCGGAAGCAGAGACAAAAUCCAAGUCUCUUGGUAGUAGGUAAGCAGUUGCCAGUGGUGAAGAUGUUCCUAUCGAAGCUAAUGGUUAUUUCUGUUGGUUAUUGCUGGAAAGAAUUUGCUGAAGAGGACUGGGACUUUUUUUUCUUGCAAUUAAGGUCUUGGAUUCAGUCCGCAGUUGUAAUAUUGGAGGAAGUUACGGAAAAUGUGGAUGAUGCUAUCACUAACAGCACUACAACUGAUAAUUUGGAUGUUCUUAGGAAACUUGAGCAGCUUGUUUCCAUCUCAGACCUUUCUCCUAUAAAUGUUGCUGUUAAUGCUUUAGCAUCUUUUUCAUUGUUUUCUGGGAUCUUUAGCCUCCAACAAGCAGACAUGAAUAGUUUGAAUCCCCUGAUAAUGGAAAGAUGGGAAUUAGCUAGAGAUCGCAUCCUGGAAGGCAUUCUUCGCUUAUUCUUUUGCACUGGCACUGCUGAGGCAAUUGCAAGUUCUUAUUGUCAUGAAGCUGCAUCUAUUGUAGUAAAAUCUCGGCUUCACUCUCCCUAUUUCUGGGAGUUAGUGGCAUCAAUUGUUGUUAACACAUCUACAUAUGCUAGAGAUAGAGCAGUCAAAUCAGUUGAAUUUUGGGGGUUAAGCAAAGGGCCUAUAAGCUCUUUGUAUGCAAUUCUCUUCUCCUCUUUGCCAGUUCCACCAUUACAGUAUGCUGCUUAUGUUAUUCUCACAACUGAACCUGUUUCACAGUUGGCUGUUGUGGUAGAAGAUGCCAGUUUUUCCCUAGAUGGUGAUAAUGAUAUUAGUGGUAACCUGGAUUCAAGCAGGUUUGAAUCAUCAUCAGAAAGGAAUGUCCAUUUGAAGGAGGAAUUAUCUUGCAUGAUUGAGAAGUUACCUUGUGAGGUUCUUGAAAUGGAUUUGAUGGCUCAUCAACGGGUAAACGUCUUCCUUGCUUGGUCUGUGUUGCUAUCUCAUUUAUGGUCAUUGCCAUCACUAUCAGCCACAAGGGAGAGGUUGGUCCAGUAUGUACAAGAAUCGGCUAAUUCAGUGAUACUAGACUGCCUCUUCCAGCAUAUUCCUUUGGAGUUAUACAUGGCUCAAAGUUUGAAAAAGAAGGAUGCAGAUCUUCCUGUUGAUGCUUCGGAGGCUGCAACUGCAGCAACAUCUGCCAUCAGGACAGGUUCAUUAUUGUUGCCUGUGGAGUCACUAUGGCCUGUUGCACCUGAAAAAAUGGCUUCACUUUCUGGAGCAAUAUUUGGAUUGAUGCUUCGUGUUCUCCCUGCAUAUGUUCGAGGAUGGUUUACUGAUUUACGCGAUCGUUCAACAUCAUCUCUAAUUGAAACAUUUACAAGGACUUGGUGCAGUCCUCCUCUAAUUGUGAAUGAGCUGUACCGGAUAAAGACUGCCAAUUUUGCUGAUGAGAAUUUUUCAGUUAGUGUAAGCAAAUCGGCGAACGAGGUAGUUGCUACAUAUACGAAGGAUGAGACUGGAAUGGAUCUAGUUAUUCGUCUUCCUGCAUCUUACCCUCUGCGUCCUGUAGAUGUUGAUUGUAUGAGAAGUCUCGGCAUUAGCGAAGUCAAGCAACGAAAAUGGUUGAUGUCGAUGAUGUUGUUUGUUCGUAAUCAGAAUGGAGCUCUAGCUGAAGCAAUACGAAUAUGGAAAAGCAACUUUGAUAAGGAAUUUGAAGGUGUCGAAGAGUGCCCUAUAUGUUACAGUGUCAUCCACACUACCAAUCACAGUCUUCCUCGCCUUGCUUGCAGAACUUGCAAGCACAAGUUUCAUGCUGCUUGCCUGUAUAAGUGGUUCUCAACAUCUCACAAAUCAUCCUGCCCAUUAUGCCAGUCUCCAUUCUGAAUUAUGCACCAGUCGUUGAAUUUUGUGGACACGUCCAUGCUGACAAUAUGAUGAGAUACAGUGAAAAGAAACCAUAAGCUCCUCUGCUUUUCGCUCAUCUCUCAGAUAAUCAGAUACACGGGCCCACACAUCCUCCUUUGGAACUAGUAAGGUUGCAGCAUCAGCAUGUAUCUGAAUAGCAGCCGACUUUCCUACCUUUCCUGGGACCCAGCAAUACGUGCUGGAUGGUAAGAUCUUGAUGCUAUGUGGGCCACUUACAAGUAAUGAACUUUGUUUUGCAGAAUGUUGCACUCCGCUGAGAUCUUAUUCACCUAUUCUAGAUGGCAUUACAUCCUCUCCCCCCUCUCUGCAGCUUUCGUUUCUUUGAUGGAUGAGUGAUAUUAUUGCUUGCAAGGUUUGCAGUCAUGAAAACAGAUGUGUACAUCUUCUUUGUAAAUUAUAAACAGUAGGCAAUGUCACCAGGGCAGAUAUGAGGUCGUCCAUGCAAAAUGAUGAAGCUGCCUUGAAUUUGACCAACAAAUUUCAAGUAGACUUUCUGAACAGAAGAAUCAGCAACAGUGAAUAGGUUUAGUUUUUUUACUAUAAAAAAUCAUCUUCAGAUACUGCUGCCUGAUUUACCUCAAGUGGUUGGUGGAGUGAGUUUGUUCAGAUCAUGAAGCUGAUCGACAUUCAAGGGUAAAGUUGUCGCACCUCAUAUUUAUCCUCUAAAAGACUGACAUCCAUGAAAUAUAUAAUAUUUAAUUAUUAAAUGAGAAA